AUGUUUGCCUUCACGUCUCUUGGUGGUAAAGUUCUGGAUUCAGUGAAUGAUGGGAGUGGUCCACCGCAGUUUAUAAUAACUGGUCAAAAUUAUCAUCGGAUUGGAAGUUUGCUCCCGGAUCCUGGUUUAUAUCUGUCAUUGCAUAGUUAUAUUGUGUUUUAUUCCCGUUAUAAUGCGCAAACAUCUGAGAUAGAUAGAGAAUUGAUAACUGAGUUGUUGCAAAUGAUCGAUACUCAUAACGUCAUAGCACAGUCAUUUCGAAGAGUCAGAGAAUUCUAUCAGUGUCAUCCAUCCGAGAUCUUCUCUUUGAAGUUGCAUUCGCAUAGGAAGGUUGAUCGAAGAACUUACAAUUCUCCCUCUUGUGAUGAAGUUGCUGCUUUGAUUGUUGGAGAUUUUGAUUCGUCGGAUCAUGGUCAUGACAUUAUUUAUCCGUUGUUGUUUCCAUAUGGCGAGAAUGGUUACCAGUUGAAUAUUCCUUAUCGGGGUCAAGUUGAUGGAUAUGUCCCUGGAAGGAGGACAAGGGUUUCUCUCAGGGAAUUCAUAUGUUUUUGUCUGCAGAUUAGGGAGCAAGAAGAUGGAAUUAUUCACAAGUGUAGCCGAUUAUUUCAACAAUUUGUUGUUGACUGUUUCACCAUGAUUGAGUCGCAAAGGUUGUAUGAGAUUAGAAUGAAACAAAGUACAAUUAGAGGAGAAGUGCUUCAAGGAAUAGAGGAGGCUAUGCAUCGUGGUGAUGACGAAGCUUCUUCAAUUGGGACACAAGUCAUCUUGCCUUCUUCCUUCACUGGUGGUAGACGUUAUAUGUUUAACCAUUGUCAGGAUGCGAUGGCAAUCUGUAAACAUUUUGGCUAUCCAGAUUUAUUCCUCACUAUUACGUGUAAUCCAAAUUGGCCUGAAUUUCAGCGAUUCACAGAGCGAGAGCGAAUUCCCAUCGCUGAUCGUCCUAAUAUCUCUUGUCGUGUCUUUCAUGCUAAGUUGAAAUGCCUGCUAAGUGCUCUUUAUAAUGUUGUCACCAAGUAUAUGAUCCAUGGUCCCUGCGGUCGACUUAGACCGAGUUUUCCUUGCAUGAAAGAUGGUAAGUGCUCAAAGUUUUAUCCGAAAAGAUUCGUUGACCAAACGAGCUUUGAUGAAGAUGGCUAUCCGAUAUAUAGACGUCGUAAUAUGGGUGUGACAGUGAAGAUCAACGAUGUUGAUAUUGACAACAGAUUUGUUGUGCCCUAUAAUCCACUGUUGUUAAUGAAAUAUCAAGCUCACAUAAAUCUUGAGUUCUGUAACAAGUCAAACUUUAUCAAAUAUCUUUUUAAGUAUAUCAAUAAGGGUCCAGAUCGGGUGACUACAACUGUUGGAGAAACAUAUCAUGUUGGUGAAUCUUCUCAGGUGGUUGAUGAGAUCAAGCAGUAUUAUGAUUGUCGUUAUUUAUCACUGUCUGAAUCCAUGUGGAGAAUUUUUGCUUAUGAUAUUCAUCAUAGAUGGCCGUCAGUACAGAGGUUGACUUUUCACUUGUCGAACCAGCAACAUGUCGUAUUCGAUGAUGCUGAUAUCACUACUCAGGUUUAUUUGCACAAUAAAGAUUUGCUGACGAUGUUUACGGGUUGGAAGAUGGCCAACAUGUGGUUUCCGGAUGGGCGGUCUUUAACAUAUGCUGAAUAUCCAGGCAAAUUUGUCUAUUGUUCAAAAUUUAGGGAGCGGAAGCCGAGACAGAGGGGAUUCUCAAUUGGAAAAUUGAGUUUCGCUCAUUCCUCAUCUGGUGAACUUUUCUAUAUGCGGAUGCUUUUGAAUGAGGCAUGUUCUGCCAUGGGAUUCUUGAUAGAUGAUAAGGAGUAUGUUUCUGCUAUUAAGAAAGUCGCUGAGUAUGAUACUGUUUCUUUGACUCGUGAGCAUGAUGCAAAUGUCUUAAAGUUAAAUGAAGAACAGAGGGUGGUCUACGAUAAAAUUAUUGAUUGCGUUUCGAAUAAGAGUAGUAUUGCUUCUCUGUUGUUACCUGGUGGUAAGACGGCGCAUUUUAUGUUCAAUAUUCCUGUUGAACUGACUGAAGAUACUAUUUGUCGGAUUAAGAAAGAUAGUGCAAAAGUUGAGGUAGUCCGAUUGGCCGAUUUGAUUAUUUGGGAUGAGGCACCGAUGACUAACAAAUUAGCAUUUGAAGCACUCGAUAGGACGUUACGUGAUAUGAUGGUUUCGGUCUCUGAUAGGAAUAAAGAUUUACCUUUUGGUGGAAAGGUGGUCGUUCGGUGGUGA
Molecule: messenger RNA, 2232 nt
Organism: Arachis duranensis
Lineage: Eukaryota; Viridiplantae; Streptophyta; Magnoliopsida; Fabales; Fabaceae
Exons: 8
Coding region: 1-2232 (743 amino acids)
Biological process (GO): DNA repair; telomere maintenance
Molecular function (GO): DNA helicase activity
Source: RefSeq, a predicted model, not a curated record